Molecule: messenger RNA, 7425 nt
Organism: Oryzias latipes (Japanese medaka)
Lineage: Eukaryota; Metazoa; Chordata; Actinopteri; Beloniformes; Adrianichthyidae
Source: RefSeq, a predicted model, not a curated record
UCCAUCAGUGUUGUGCACAGCAGAAUUCAACACCAGGGUCCUUUUGAAAUCACAAACAGCUGCACCGACAGCUCAGUGUUGGUCAAAGUCACUGUCCCCUUUCAGCAGAGCUGUAGGAAGAGGCGCUCCAAUCAAUACUCUAAUUGAUACGCUGCAUCUGACAGGAAUUGGAAUCUUAACCAAAAGCUUCCAUCAGUUCUUUAAAGUCAACUUUUGGGGGAGCUGAGCAUUGGCAACAUGACAUCACUGCUGCCUCCUCUUGGCGCUGAGGUAUUCAUUCGUUUUACACCAGCCUCACUGGAGAAAAUCCAACAACGACAUGAGGCUGAGGAGGAGGAGCUCCAACGGAAGAAGGACAAGAACAUUGAAAUUGCCGAAGAUGAUCUUCCUAAACCAGCCAGUCAUUUGGAGGCAGGGAAGCCCUUGCCCUUUAUAUUCGGAGACCCACCUCCAGAGUUUCUCAACAUCCCGUUAGAAGAUCUAGACCCAUUCUAUGGAUCACAAAAGACCUUCAUCGUACUCAGUAAAGGAAACAUAAUCUACAGGUUUAAUGCUGAGCCAGCGUGUUACGUUCUAACUCCUUUCAACCCUUUAAGGAUCUUUUCUAUUCGGAUCCUCAUCCAUUCGUUGUUCAGUUUGUUUAUCAUGCUGACCAUUCUGACCAACUGUGUCUUCAUGACCAUGAGUGACCCUCCAGCAUGGAGCAAGACUGUCGAAUACCUAUUUACAGGCAUCUACACUUUUGAAGCAAUCGUCAAAGUUCUUUCCAGAGGGUUUUGCAUUGGAAACUUCACCUUCCUCAGGGACCCCUGGAAUUGGCUGGACUUCAUGGUCAUCAGCAUGGCAUAUCUGACAGAGUUUGUUGACUUGGGAAAUGUUUCAGCUCUGAGGACGUUCAGAGUUCUUCGAGCCCUGAAAACCAUUACGGUCAUCCCAGGUUUGAAGACAAUUGUUGGAGCUCUAAUCCAAUCAGUGAAGAAGCUGGGCGACGUCAUGGUCCUAACUGUGUUCUGCCUCAGUGUCUUUGCUCUGAUUGGUCUCCAGCUUUUCAUGGGAAACUUGAGACAAAAGUGUGUGCUAAUGCCCUCGGAUUUUUCAAGCUCAUCUGAUGGCUUCAACAGCAGUUUCUAUGACAAUGACACAAAUGGAGACAACAGCACUGGCUUUGACUAUCAUGAGCACAUAAACAACCCAGAUAAUUAUUACUACCUUCCUGGUCAGGCUGAUGCACUGCUGUGUGGAAACAGUUCUGAUGCUGGGCUCUGUCCAGAUGGCUACACCUGUCUCAAGGCAGGGAGAAACCCCAACUACGGAUACACCAGCUACGACUCUUUUUCUUGGGCAUUCUUGUCUCUAUUUAGACUAAUGACCCAGGACUUCUGGGAGAACCUUUUCCAGUUGACACUGCGAGCAGCAGGAAAAACCUACAUGAUUUUCUUUGUGGUAGUCAUCUUCCUUGGCUCCUUCUACCUUAUCAAUCUUAUCCUGGCAGUGGUUGCCAUGGCAUACGCUGAGCAGAAUGAGGCCACCAUGGCUGAGGCCAAGCAGAAGGAGGAGGAGUAUGCUCAGAUUUUGGAGGCAUUGAAGAGGCGAGAUGAAGAGGUGACCUGCAAAAUGUCACUGCUCCAGAAACAAAACUCUGACCCUCAAAGAAAGGAUACAGUGGAAGAAUCAAAGAGCACAGAGCAAGAAAACGUCGCUGUGGAUGGCUAUGAGGAUGACCAGAGGCCCUGUCCUCUGUGCUGGUACAAGUUUUCUGACAUCUUCUUGAAGUGGAACUGUUGUGGCUGCUGGCGUUGGCUAAAACAGCUGCUGUACACCAUCGUCAUGGACCCAUUUGUUGACCUCACUAUCACUAUCUGCAUUGUUCUCAACACUGUCUUCAUGGCCAUGGAGCAUUAUCCAAUGACAGAAAACUUUGAGGAGCUGCUGAGCAUUGGAAAUCUGGUCUUCACUGGGAUUUUUACAGCUGAAAUGGUCCUCAAACUUCUGGCCUUGGAUCCAUACUACUAUUUCCAGGUGGGCUGGAACAUCUUUGAUAGCAUCAUUGUCACCAUGAGUCUGGUGGAGCUGGGACUGGCCGAUGUUGAGGGCUUGUCAGUGCUGCGAUCCUUCCGAUUGAUGCGUGUCUUUAAGCUGGCGAAAUCCUGGCCUACCCUCAACAUGUUAAUAAAAAUAAUUGGGAAUUCAAUUGGAGCUCUGGGGAACCUUACUUUGGUUCUUGCCAUCAUCGUCUUCAUCUUUGCUGUUGUUGGCAUGCAGCUGUUCGGAAAAAACUACAAGGACUGUGUCUGCCUGAUUGCAGAAGACUGUAAACUUCCACGUUGGCACAUGAAUGACUUCUUUCAUGCUUUCCUCAUCAUCUUCAGGAUUCUAUGUGGCGAGUGGAUUGAGACCAUGUGGGACUGUAUGGAGGUCGCGGGUCAGACAAUGUGUCUCAUUGUCUAUAUGAUGGUCUUGGUUAUUGGAAAUCUUGUGGUGCUUAAUUUGUUCCUUGCCUUAUUGCUGAGCUCGUUCAGCGGGGACAACCUUUCAGCUACUGAGGAAGAGGGAGAAAACAACCUGCAAAUAGCCAUCAAUCGAAUCAACAGAGCUAUUUCUUGGACCAAAAUCUGGAUUCUGAAGCGCACCGACUCUUUUGUACAAAAGAAAACACACAUAACAGAACAGAGCUGUGCAGGGGAUGUAGACGAGGACAGAAAUAAUGAGGCUUUAGCUCUGACCUUCGUGUCUUCAGGACUGUCAGCCCCUCAAGUCAAAGACGCCAGAGAUUACCAGAGUAACAUCACCAGCAACUACCAUAACAUCACUUCUCUGAAGGUUCCCAUUGCAGAGUCAGAGUCUGAUUUGGAAAUCCCUGCAAACGAAGAUGAGGAGGAAGAGGAGGAGGAAAAAUGUCUUUCUGAAUGUGAGGAGUCAUCUGUGUGCAGCACCAUAGAAGAAACUGUGGUCGUUGAAGUGGAAACAUAUGAGGAUACAAACAUUCCCGAAGACUGCUGCACUGACAAGUGUUACAGUCGAUGUCCAUGUCUGUAUAUAGAUACAUCCCAUGGCAGAGGGAAAGUCUGGUAUAUUUUUAGAAGGACCUGCUUCUCCAUCGUUGAGCACAACUACUUCGAGACGUUCAUCAUUUUUAUGAUCCUCAUGAGCAGUGGAGCUCUGGCAUUUGAGGACAUUUACAUGGAGCAGCGUCGGGUCAUCAAAACAAUUCUGGAGUAUGCAGACCAAGUGUUCACCUAUGUGUUUGUGGUGGAGAUGCUUCUCAAGUGGGUUGCCUAUGGAUUUACGACAUACUUCACCAAUGCCUGGUGCUGGCUAGACUUCCUCAUUGUUGAUGUGUCCCUGGUAUCAUUAACAGCAAACAUCCUGGGAUACUCUGAGCUAGGAGCCAUCAAGUCUCUGAGAACUCUGAGAGCUUUGAGGCCCCUGAGGGCUCUGUCUCGAUUCGAAGGCAUGAAAGUCGUGGUGAAUGCGCUGGUUGGAGCCAUACCAUCCAUCUUCAAUGUUUUGCUGGUGUGUCUGAUCUUCUGGCUCAUCUUCAGCAUCAUGGGUGUAAACCUGUUUGCAGGAAAGUUUUACUACUGCUUCAACGAAACCUCUCAGGAGAUUUUUCAACCUGGAGCCAUCAACAACAAGACUGAGUGUUUGGCUCUGAUACAUGAAAACCUGACAGAUGUCCGAUGGAAGAACGUAAAAAUCAACUACGAUAAUGUGGGAAUGGGCUACCUUUCACUGCUGCAAGUGGCCACAUUUAAAGGUUGGAUGGACAUUAUGUAUGCAGCAGUGGACUCCAGAGAGGUGGAGUCUCAGCCAAUGUAUGAGGAAAACCUGUAUAUGUACAUAUACUUUGUGUGCUUUAUCAUCUUUGGCUCAUUCUUCACACUCAACCUCUUCAUCGGAGUGAUAAUUGACAACUUCAACCAACAAAAAUCAAAGCUUGGAGGAACCGAUAUCUUCAUGACAGAAGAACAGAAGAAAUAUUACAAUGCCAUGAAAAAAAUGGGCUCCAAGAAGCCUCAGAAACCAGUACCCCGUCCUGAGAAUCAUUUUCAGGGUUUGGUCUUUGACUUGGUGACCAAACAAUUCUUUGACAUUUUCAUCAUGGUGCUGAUCUGCCUCAACAUGGUGACCAUGAUGGUGGAAACAGACGACCAGACCCUUGAGAAGGAAAUUAUUCUUUACUGGGUCAACCUGGUCUUCAUUGUCAUCUUCACAACAGAGUGCAGUUUGAAAAUCAUCGCCCUUCGACAGCACUACUUUGCUGUUGGCUGGAACAUUUUUGACUUUGUGGUGGUCAUCCUGUCUAUUGUGGGCCUUCUGCUGGCUGAUAUCAUAGAAAAGUACUUUGUCUCUCCCACACUGUUCCGUGUGAUCCGAUUGGCUCGCAUCGGCAGGAUCUUACGCCUCAUUCGUGGAGCCAAGGGGAUUCGGACUCUGCUCUUUGCCCUGAUGAUGUCACUGCCUGCCCUCUUCAACAUUGGGCUUCUCCUCUUCCUCGUCAUGUUCAUCUUUUCCAUCUUUGGCAUGUCUAACUUUGCCUAUGUGAAAAAAGAAGUCAUGAUUGAUGACAUAUUUAACUUUGAAACUUUUGGGAACAGCAUGAUCUGCCUCUUCAUGAUAACGACGUCAGCUGGAUGGGAUGGUCUGCUGAGUCCUAUUAUGAACACACCACCAGACUGUGACCCAAAUUUUGAAAACCCCGGCUCACUGGUGAGGGGUAACUGUGGCAGCCCCGCAGUAGGCAUUGUGUUCUUCACCUCCUACAUCAUCAUGUCUUUCCUGGUGGUUGUGAACAUGUACAUCGCCAUCAUCUUAGAGAACUUUAAUGUGGCCACUGAAGAGAGCAGUGAGCCACUAAGUGAGGAUGAUUUUGAGAUGUUUUAUGAAACCUGGGAGAAGUUUGACCGUGAUGCCUCACAGUUCAUACAUUACAAUGAGCUGUCAGCAUUCUGCGACGUUCUGCAGGAUCCUCUGAGGAUUCCCAAACCUAACAAUAUCAAGCUUGUCACCAUGGACUUGCCUCUAGUUCCAGGAGAUAAAAUUCACUGUUUAGAUAUACUGGUGGCUCUAAUCAAAGAGGUUUUGGGUGACUCUGGAGCAAUCGAGACUCUAAAGGCAAGCUUGGAGGAGAAGUUCAUGGCCAACAAUCCCUCAAAGGUGUCCUACGAACCAAUCAGCAGCACUUUGCGAAGAAAACAAGAGGAGGUGGCAGCAGUAACAAUCCAAAGAGCUUAUAGGAGACAUCUCCAAAAGCGAUCCGUCAAACUAGCAUCCUGGAAGAUCAAAGACAAAACUCAAAAUGAGCUGUCACCUCAGGAGGAAGAUGGACUUCUUUCCAAAGAAACUAGUCAGUAUCUUGGAGGCCCUGAGAUGGUUUCUGGCAAUUUAGAUCAAGAUGGACGCAUGCAGGUGAAACUUCAAAGUGAGUUUCUCCUCCAUGCAGCUCCCCCGUACAACCUCCUUCAAGAGAGUCUGAAGGAAUCGGCUGUUUAAGGCUGGUUAAGCCCACCCUGAUUUGGAGCAACCUUUUUGUUAAUUCACAGGGACAAGAACCUCUAUAAGAUGUGAACCUGAAAACCGUAAAACUGAUGCAUCAGUGGAUCCAUAAGCCAAACUUUUUCAUGCAUAGAACUGUCUUCUUGCUGCUCAUUAUCAGAAAAGUUUAGUUAUUCAACUUUCAGAUAGAUGUUCUGCAGGAACCUGCUUUUUGUGCUGCUCUUAGAUUUAGGAGGCAAGUUCCAAAACUGAGACGAAAUGGUUUUUUCAUGUCACCUUUGCACAACACACCUUAAACACUUUUCUCUUCUCAGCUUCCUCUCCUCUUUUACUUUCCUCGCCCUUUGAUUCUUUAUUUCGGCGUUCAUUUCUCUAUGUUGCUCUUCCUCUGUCUUCUCUCUUGCCCUUUAUUGCUAUUAAUUCCUCUCUUCAUUAUUGUUUCUAGCUCUUCCCUUCUUUUUCAGGCCUAUUUUUGCUUUCCCACACUUUUCCUCAUCCUUCACUCUUCCUUGCUUAAACUUUCCACAACAUAACCAAGGAAACUGAAAAAAUGAAUCGGUCAGAACCUCUUUGUUUUUCAUCUUUGGUGUUUGGAUUUUUCUGCGCUUGUUUCAUAACUUUUAUGAUUUGAUAUUUGUUUGCCUAAUAGUGACUUUUUGUUUGACUUAUAGCUCUACCUUUACUGUUCAUUUUUCUACAUGUGAGUCCUUUAGAGCUGCCUCUCUCUCUGCUCCAUGUUGGAGAUCUUGUUGUAAUUUAUUAAAUAAUUUGCAGAUCAUCUACAUCGUUUCUCCUGAUAUGAUCCAAACCUCCAAGUGAAGGAGGUUACUCUGACCCCCUCACAAAGAACCAAGGCUUUAGGACCAGAGCCUCAACCUGGUACUCCCAUAGGUCAACCCCCAACCCCACCUACGUCAGAGCCUUAUUCAUUUUUGUGUCUAACCAUCUCAGUUUCAUGUUGUGUUGACUAAAUUCAAACUUGUCCUCUGUGAUGAUGAGCAGCUGAACAUCUGUGAAUAAAUUCCUGUCUGUGAGAACAAAACAUUUAACACCCGAUCGCUCCCACGUUUUCACAUCACUGUCUUCAUAAAUUCAUCAACUAAAAACUUAACUCACAUUUCCUUCAGUUUAGCAAACAAAAGUCUUUGUUUCAUAAAAACAAAGAAAAGUUACAGAGAAGCAUAGUUCUAAAGGUAAGACAUCUCUGCCAUAGUAGAAUCAGCUUGUUAGCAUCUCAGUCAAACAGACUCAGAAGCUUCAUGUUUACAUCAGAUUUGUAGAAGCUGAUCCAACGCUUUCAUCUCCUGCAGCCAGGACACCCACGAGUCUCAAGAAAGCUUCAAACCAUUCAGAACACGGCUAUCAGUGUUUGGACAAGAACUCCACUGCAUCACUGCUGUCCUGAAGACCAUGAACUGGACAAGGGACAGAAGUGUCUUUAAACACUGAGAGUCUUCUAUCUAUAUACCAAGGCUAUGUCCCACCAAGGUGGGGUAGCCUAGACAGGGCACACAAUUUUAUCUCCCUCCUUCUCUUCCCCAAACCCUCCUCCUUCAGUGUGUGUGCGUGUGUGUGUGUGUGUGUGUGUGUGAGACUGGUCUAAGGCCUGGUCUAAGCCACACCACACUGCACCAGGGUCAGCUGCACACUCCAGUGUGGGCACCUCCACAGCAGGGCCUCAGCCAAGGCUGGUUUCCCCUUGCCACUUCAUCCCAAGACCAGACCUACGGACUGAGAGUCUUAUGGGAUAUAAACCUACUGCUGUCCUUUAUGUACGGGACAAUGGCCGACAAAGUGCCCAUUAUGAGAAAUGAAUGGACGACGGACAAGGCUUCGCGUCGCACAGUUGCUUUUGCAAAGUCUGGAAGGCCAUUAUCCCGCUUAUACCAUGGUCACUUACAAAAUAAAUAAAUAUUCAAUCAGUUUUUA